This is a messenger RNA of Sus scrofa (pig), 1171 nucleotides long. RefSeq names its product tripartite motif containing 63 (gene TRIM63). Gene Ontology annotation, cellular component: cytoplasm. Gene Ontology annotation, biological process: regulation of microtubule cytoskeleton organization. NCBI's taxonomy places the organism in Eukaryota, Metazoa, Chordata, Mammalia, Artiodactyla, Suidae. Gene Ontology annotation, molecular function: zinc ion binding. The record is from RefSeq and is marked provisional.
AGGCUCCGGGUGGGUAUUUUGUGACAAAGGCAAGACCCCAGGUUUGCUUAGAGCAGGUGAAGGAGGCAGCCAGGCGGGUCCCCACGUCUCCCAACAAUAUGGAUUAUAAGUCAAGCCUGAUCCAGGAUGGGAACCCCAUGGAGAACCUGGAGAAGCAGCUGAUCUGCCCCAUCUGCCUGGAGAUGUUUACCAAGCCGGUGGUCAUCUUGCCGUGUCAGCACAACCUCUGCCGAAAGUGUGCCAACGACAUCUUCCAGGCUGCAAAUCCCUACUGGACCAGCCGGAGUGGCUCGGUGUCCAUGUCCGGAGGCCGUUUCCGCUGUCCCUCCUGCCGCCAUGAGGUGAUCAUGGACCGUCACGGAGUGUACGGCCUGCAGAGGAAUCUGCUGGUGGAGAACAUCAUUGACAUCUACAAGCAGGAGUGCUCCAGUCGGCCCCUGCAGAAGGGCAGCCACCCCAUGUGCAAGGAGCACGAAGACGAGAAAAUCAACAUCUACUGCCUCACGUGCGAAGUGCCCACGUGCUCCAUGUGCAAGGUGUUUGGGGCCCACAAGGCUUGCGAGGUGGCCCCGCUGCAGAGUGUCUUCCAGGGACAGAAGACUGAGCUGAGUAACUGCAUCUCCAUGCUGGUGGCGGGGAAUGACCGCAUGCAAACUAUCAUCACUCAGCUGGAGGACUCCUGUCGAGUGACCAAGGAUAACAGUCACCAGGUGAAGGAAGAGCUGAGCCAGAAAUUUGAUGUGCUGUACGCCAUCCUGGACGAGAAGAAGAGUGAGCUGCUUCAGCGGAUCACGCGGGAGCAGGAGGAGAAGCUCAGCUUCCUCGAGGGUCUCAUCCAGCAGUACCGGGAGCAAUUGGACAAGUCCACCAAGCUGGUGGAGACAGCCAUCCAGUCCCUGGACGAGCCUGGUGGGGCCAUCUUCCUCUUGAGUGCCAAGCAGCUCAUCAGAAGUAUUGUAGAAGCUUCCAAGGGUUGCCAGCUGGGGAAGACAGAGCAGGGCUUUGAAAACAUGGACUACUUCACUUUGAACUUAGAGCACAUAGCAGACACCCUGAGGGCCAUCGACUUUGGGACAGAUGAGGAAGAGGAAGAGUUCAUUGAAGAAGAAGAAGAAGAUCAGGAAGAGGAAGAGGCCACAGAGGGAAAGGAAGAAGCACACCAGUAAAAGGA